CACAAAAGUAUGUAUUGCUGCUGUUGAAAAAUUUUAUUAACACGCUUCUUUAAUAGAUGGGUAAGAGAAUUAGAGCUCAAAGAAAGGGUAACGGUGCUGGUCCAUACAAGACUAGAUCUAUCUACAAGAUCGCCAAACCACAAUACAGACAUUUGGACUACUCUGAAAGAGAAGGUUUCAUGAAGGGUGUCGUUAGACAAAUCGUUCACGAACCAGGUCGUGGUGCUCCAUUGGCUGAAGUUGCCUUCAGACAUCCAUUGAAGCCAAAGAAGGAUAUCCAAUACUUCCUUGCUCCAGAAGGUUUAUAUACUGGUCAAUUCGUUUUCUGCGGUCAAAAGGCUGAAUUGAAGAUUGGUAACGUCCUCCCAAUUGGUAACUUGCCAGAAGGUACUGUCUGUUGUAACGUUGAAAGAAAGACUGGUGAUAGAGGUGCAUUGGCUAGAGCUGCUGGUGAAUCCGCUGUUAUUAUUGCCCACUCUGAAGAUGGUAAGACUAGAGUUAAGCUCCCAUCUGGUGUCAAGAAGACUCUCCCAUCCGAUAACAGAGCUACCAUUGGUGUUAUUGCCUGUGGUGGUAAGACUGAAAGACCUGUCUUGAAGGCUUCAACCAAUUACUUCAGAUUCAAGGCUAAGGGUAGAAAGCAAUGGCCAAGAGUUAGAGGUGUUGCCAUGAACCCUGUUGAACAUCCACACGGUGGUGGUAACCAUCAACACAUUGGUAAGCCAUCUACUGUUUCCAGAUUGACACCUGCCGGUAGAAAGGUCGGUUUGAUCGGUGCCAGAAGAACUGGUAGAAUUAGAGGUGGUAAGGCCAACGUCAACCAAGUUGAAAAGGAUUAAAUUUAAAGCUCCAAACCCUAUUAAACAAAAAAAUUAUCUUAAAAAA
Molecule: messenger RNA, 885 nt
Organism: Naegleria gruberi
Lineage: Eukaryota; Heterolobosea; Eutetramitea; Acrasida; Naegleriidae
Product: 60S ribosomal protein L2
Exons: 1
Coding region: 57-839 (260 amino acids)
Biological process (GO): cytoplasmic translation
Cellular component (GO): ribosome; cytosolic large ribosomal subunit
Molecular function (GO): RNA binding; structural constituent of ribosome
Source: RefSeq, a predicted model, not a curated record